Messenger RNA from Neltuma alba, 3406 nucleotides. RefSeq names its product ADP-ribosylation factor-like protein 8a. Lineage: Eukaryota; Viridiplantae; Streptophyta; Magnoliopsida; Fabales; Fabaceae. Gene Ontology annotation, biological process: protein transport. The coding region runs from base 127 to 729 and encodes 200 amino acids. The record is from RefSeq and is a predicted model, not a curated record. Gene Ontology annotation, molecular function: GTP binding; GTPase activity. The transcript is spliced from 8 exons.
CAGUGAAGUGCUUCUUGAUUCCUCCUCUGGAUUGUGCUGGGUUUGGAGGUUGGUGGGAGACCACAAGUCCUACUGAAGGUGCUCUGUUCUGCUUCUGUCAAAGUUCGUCUCUUUUUGGCACUUGAGAUGGGUUUGUGGGAAGCUUUCCUCAAUUGGUUACGGAGAUGGUACUGCUCUGAACUAGAAGAUGUUGAGUUUAGUUAUUGGCCUUGUCUCUUUUUCAAGCAAGAAAUGGAGCUAUCUUUGAUUGGUCUUCAGAAUGCUGGAAAAACAUCACUUGUUAAUGCCAUUGCGACUGGUGGAUAUAGUGAGGAUAUGAUCCCCACGGUAGGAUUUAACAUGAAAAAGGUAACUAAAGGCAACGUGACGAUAAAGUUAUGGGAUCUUGGAGGCCAACCAAGGUUUCGCAGUAUGUGGGAGAGAUACUGCCGUGCUGUAUCAGUUAUUGUCUAUGUUGUUGAUGCAGCUGAUCAAGAAAAUUUGCCCGUCUCUAAAAGUGAACUUCAUGACUUGUUGAGCAAGCCUUCUUUAAAUGGUAUUCCAGUGCUGAUAGUGGGUAAUAAGAUAGACAAACCAGAAGCUUUGUCUCAGCAAGAUUUGACAGAACAGAUGGAUCUAAAAUCUCUUACCAACAGAGAAGUUUGUUGCUUCAUGGUUUCCUGCAAAAACUCCACCAACGUUGACACAGUUGUUGAUUGGCUCGUGAAAUAUUCAAAAUCUAAAAACUGAGGCUUGAGUUCUGAGUGUGAAUCUAUUGGCUGAAGUGACUAGGAGAUCACAAACUGUGUACAAGUUGAUUGCUCACUAACCCCAAAGCAAAAGGAGAAAUAAUAAGUGUGUGAAUCAGCUGGAACAAGGAUAGAAGCUUCUUUUUUCCUUUUAAACUAGAGGCAAGCAGAGCACCAACAACCUAAGGUUAUGAGCGGAAUUAAACCUGUAACCUCCCAGUUACUAGGCCACUAUUGGCAACAAGGAUAAAAGUUGACUGCUAUCAGUUUCAAGACGAAGUUUAAGAUUUCCAAUUGAAGGCUAACCUUCUAAUGCUGCAAAAAAAGGAGGGAAAAAAACCCCAAGCUUUUGUUUCAUGACUAUCACUUUUCUGAUCUGGCACGUGAAUACUUUGUUAAUCAUAAAAAGCUCAGAGAUUGCUUAGAAGGGGGCAUUCUGAGAACUGAACUUGUAACCUCUCACACCCUUUCGUCUUGGCACUGAGACACUGAAGUCAUUUGUAUACAGUAGGCUUUGCAGUUGUCCUCAGUUCAAUAGGGGGAGGGUUCUGCAAUCCGCAUUGGCUUGCAGAUGCUGCUCCUGAUCCUUUUUUCAAUUCAGCUGAAAGAAUUGACAAGGCCCCUUCAAGCAAGACUUUCUCAUUAUUUUUGAAGAUUUCACAGUAUGCGAAUACAUCAGUAGAUGUAAUAAAUUAAGAGAGAUCUGAAACUGCAACUUGUCUAUUCGAGGUUUGAAUUAAGUUUAGUGUUGACUUUUUCCUUGUGAAGAGUCUUGCGUUGUAGCAAGUGAUUAAAAAUGAAAAUUGAGAAUUACAAAAGGGGCAUUCCGAGAAUCGAACUCGGGACCUCUCGCACCCAAAGCGAGAAUCAUACCACUAGACCAAAUGCCCUAGCUGAUAUUUACAAGGAUCAUUAACAUAUCUUUGGUAUUGUUCUAUGAAACUUGGAAAUUGGCUAAGAUUCAUUAAAUUGACUAAAAUUGCUUUCCUGGAUAGCCAAUUUUCCCAUUCAAUUGUACCCAAGAAUAUCUCAUUAUUCCCACAACUUCCCAGAGCGAAUAUGUGUUUUAAGGAAAUUGGCUAAGAUGCACUGCAUUAUCUGUGAUGCUAUAACGUUUGAGAUGCUUACUGAUCUGCUGCUAGGUUCUUGUAACUUAGUUCAUCAGGCUAAGUUUCUUAGACUAAGUACGCAUGUGGAAAGGAUCCAGGUUCUAAGAGUGCAGAUCCUCUGUCCAUAUUUAAAGCUGUGCAAGGUGUGAACAUUUCUUCUGAGCAGUCUGGAUCUGGUUAUACAAUCCAGAUCUUGCUUUUUUUGGCAUCUUCAAGGAUAGGCACUGAAAUGCUUAAAUCAAUUAUAUCUAAUACAUUUGUCACUUCCCCAAGGCUCAAUAUAGGGAUGAUUCUGCGGUCUGGCUUGUUUUACACAUGCUCCCCCUGAUGCUUUUAUUAAUUCAGCUGAAUGAACUGAUAAGGCUCUUCCAAGCUAGCCUGUCUCGCCAUUUUUCAGAUCUUAUGUUAUGUGAAUACUAUAUCAAUUGUAAUAAAGUAAAAGAUUAACACUGCAAUUGUCUGUUAAGGUCGCAUUAAGAUUGGUAUUGACCUUUUCCUUGUAAAGAUUCUGGUUUUGCUGCAAGGGGAUUAUAACUAAAACUUAAGAGUUAAAGAAGGGGCAUUCCGAGAAUCGAACUCGGGACCUCUCGCACCCAAAGCGAGAAUCAUACCACUAGACCAAAUGCCCUUGUUGAUAUCUUCAAGGAUCCCUAAAAGAUCUAAUAUAUAUUUCCAUCACACUUGGGGAUUUUUUCUGGAAUCCUUUUGUUGACCAUAACUGCUUACCUGAGAAGAUAUUUUUUGUUCCUCUCUUCAAUUGUGCCCGAGAACUUUCCCUGCAACAAGUCCUUCCUGAAGCUAAUUUGUUUUUUUCUGAGAGGGAUGCUUAUUUGCUGCCAUGCAUUUAAAACCAAUUUAACUUAGAAGGUUCUGAGUCUGACUUUCUUUGCCAAAAAAGAAGGCUCUUCUGCCAUCACUCUUCACAUUCCUGAUCUGGCAUGUGAAAUCAUAAAAAUCUUGAUUUCAUAAAGUAGGAAUGAGAAUUGAACACUGUAACUUGUAUGUUUACAAGAGUUAUAUAACUAGACCAAGUUCCAUGUUCAUAUCUUCAAGGCUGUCUCAGUCUCUUUAGUGUUUAUUGAAAUUUAGGAGUUUUUUGCAGACCUCACACUGUCUAAAGUUGUUUAUCUCCCCAAUUAUCUGGUGAAGCUUAUGUCUGUGAUGCUUGCUUAUUAGCUGCUAGGUGGUUCAAAUUUAUAAGCUAAUUUAGCUCAGCAGGAUCUGACUUUCUUAGAAAAACAAGCAUUCAUGGCGCAAGAUCUUAUUUUCCAAUGCUUCUUUGGCUUGGCACUGAGAUGCUUAGGUCAUUUGGAUGCAAUAGAUUUUUCGGUUGUCCAGAGUUCAAUAAGGGGAUGGUUAUGCAAUCCGUGUCAGUGUGCAGAUGCUGCCCCUGAUGCUUUGUUUAAUUCGGCUGAAAGAAUUGACUAGUCCCUUUCAAGCUAGCCUUUCGCAUUAUUGUUCAAGAUCUUACAGCAUGUGAAUACUUCACUAGUUGUAAUAAAUUAAGAGAGAUCUGAGACCACAACUUGUCUGUUUUUUAUAUUUGUAUUGAGGUUGGUGUUGACUUUA